CAACUUAAUCUGAUGGUGCAUACCACUUGUAGAACACGAACGCCUUCGCAUCACUGAAUCAACUCCUCACAAUAACGACGAAGCGCACUUCUGUUCACUGCGUAUCCUAGCAUCACCCAUAACAACUCUUUUUGUAUCCUCCACACGACCACCACUCCUCUGUUCAACUUUAAAUACCGGGGUUUAGGGUUUUGUUGGUUUUGUCUCUCUGCUCUCGUGUUGUCUGUUUGUGUUCGUGGUGAAGAAAGGAGAGGCAGGAGUGGAGAGAGAGAGAGAGAGAGAGAGAAUGGUGAACCUAAGGUGCUACUUCGACAUAAGCAUUGGAGGAGAGCUGGAAGGGAGGAUCGUUAUAGAGCUUUACAAAGAUGUUGUCCCAAUAACCGCCGAAAACUUCAGGGCUCUCUGUACCGGAGAGAAGGGCAUUGGUCCCAACACCGGUGUUCCCCUCCAUUUUAAGGGCUCCUGUUUUCAUCGCAUUAUCAAAGGCUUUAUGAUACAAGGUGGUGAUGUAUCUGCUAGGAAUGGCACUGGUGGAGAAUCUAUUUAUGGCUUGAAAUUUGAAGAUGAAAAUUUUGAGUUGAAACAUGAAAGAAAGGGAAUGUUAUCGAUGGCUAAUUCUGGUCCAAAUACCAAUGGUUCUCAGUUUUUUAUCACCACAACCCGAACUCCGCAUCUGGAUGGAAAGCAUGUUGUAUUUGGCAAGGUAAUUAAAGGAAUGGGGGUGGUUCGUUCAAUAGAGCAUGUUCCUACAGGAGACAAUGAUUUGCCCACUCUUGAUAUUAUAAUAGAGGAUUGUGGAGAAAUUCCUGAGGGUGCAGAUGAUGGGAUAUCUAACUUCUUCAAUGAUGGUGACACUUUUCCUGAUUGGCCAGCUGACCUUAACGUGAAACCGGAUGAAAUUUCUUGGUGGAUGAAUGCUGUGGACUCUAUCAAAGCUUUUGGAAAUGAACAAUACAAGAAGCAAGAGUAUAGAAUGGCCCUCAGAAAAUAUCGAAAGGCUCUGCUCUACUUGGAUAUAUGCUGGGAGAACGAAGACAUUGAUGAAGAGAAAAGUCAAUCUUUGAGGAAGACAAAGUCUCAGAUAUUUACAAAUAGUUCUGCCUGCAAACUGAAGUUGGGGGAUUUAAAAGGAGCAUUGCUGGACUCAGACUUCGCUAUUCGUGAUCUAGAAGAUAAUGCAAAAGCUUUCUUUCGUCAAGGCCAGGCAUAUAUGGCACUUAAUGAUAUAGAUGCUUCAGUUGAAAGUUUCAAGAAAGCAUUAGUAUUGGAACCAAAUGAUGGUGGCAUAAAGAAAGAGCUCGCUGCAGCAAAGAAGAAGGCUAGUGACUUUUCUUUAUAUGAUUCUUUGAUUGCACAUGUAGACUUUUUUUCCAAACUCUCUGUGUAUGUGAUUAAUAGUUACAAUCAUCUGCAGAUUGCUGAUAGACGUGAUCAGGAGAAAAAGGCUUACUCAAGAAUGUUCCAGUAA
Molecule: messenger RNA, 1468 nt
Organism: Ilex paraguariensis (yerba mate)
Lineage: Eukaryota; Viridiplantae; Streptophyta; Magnoliopsida; Aquifoliales; Aquifoliaceae
Source: the annotation of a GenBank genome assembly